This is a messenger RNA of Beauveria bassiana ARSEF 2860, 1977 nucleotides long. RefSeq names its product T-complex protein 11. Lineage: Eukaryota; Fungi; Ascomycota; Sordariomycetes; Hypocreales; Cordycipitaceae. The transcript has a single exon. Bases 1 to 1977 code for a protein of 658 amino acids. The record is from RefSeq and is a predicted model, not a curated record.
AUGGUGGCGGAACAAGGCACCGGCGGCCCUGUUGAAAGGUCUAGACGCAACCUCUCAACCUCGGCCCCCUGUCCCAGCUCAGAUGGCGAAUCUGUACCUGAAACCGAUGUCCAGAUGCAGCAGCCUGCCCAAGUCGAACAAAAGGCCGCAACACAACCUCAGCCCUCUCAGGAGUCACCGCGCAGAUGCGAUUCUGCUCCCAGAGCAACUUCUCCUAGUGCAGCCCUCUCACCUAGGGAUACCACCUCCCGCACAACCACACCUCAGCCCGACGCCAGCAAGUCUACCAGAAAGUCGAGCCAUUCGCCCACCACCCCAACCUAUCCUAUAGAACCUCCCGUUACUCGCGCUACCCUCAGCGAACUCGACGUUACCAAAAUUAUACACAACCCUAAGCUCCGUCACGACAUCAACUUCGACCCCGAUCUGCAUUUUCGACCGAACCUUGAUGGUGACAAGGGUCGCAAGAAGUCGGACCGCGCAAAUCAGUUCUGGCGCUCUUUGAAGAAAGAGCUAGCCAUGUUUGUCGCCGACCGUCCUACCUUUUACACCACCUACGGACAUGCCGAUGAUUGGACCCUUCCCACCUUGCUCAAAGCUGUCAAGGAGAUUAUCCAGACCCUGGUUCCUCAGCGUGAUCGCCAUUUCCUCGACGAGGGCCUCAAUAUCGAGCUCAUCAUGCAACAGUUUCACAAAGGUGUCGCGGACCUCGAGAAGCUCGCCCAGUGGCUGUCUCAGGUCCUCAAAUCCCACUGCGCUCCCAUGCGCGACGAUUGGGUCGAUGCCAUGUACAAGCAGCUCAGCAACGGCAACAAGAAUUCGGACCUCGAUGAACUUGUCAACGGCAUGCGCAGCCUGCUUAGUGUCCUGGAAGCCAUGAAACUCGACGUCGCCAACCACCAGAUCCGAUGUCUCCGACCCGUCCUCAUCGAAGACACGAUUCACUUCGAGCAAAAGUUCUUCAUAAAGAAAAUGUCCUCUAGGAAGGUCGACAUCACCUCGUCCAAGAAGUGGUACAAGGAAGCCGACGCCCUUUAUGCUGACGACAUGGCCAACCACGCCUUUGCCUUUGGCGACACUGGCGUCUUCUUCCAAGCUCUUACCCGACUGAUCCUGCCCUCAUCUCCGGACAAGCGUCUACCUAGCACCUUCCUCUUCGAUGAGGAGCGUAUUUUCAAGCUUCGCUCGGAUAUGCUCGAUGCCAUUAACCUGCAAGUCUGCAUGACCAUGUAUGAGGAUCUUGACCGCAUCGGCCGCUGGAAUCUCUCGGGUCUCUUUGCUGGUACCCCUAUGAACGAAGAUGCUACUCACAGCCCCACCUCGUCCAGCUCCGAGUUCAACUUUAACACGCCUCUUGAGACCUCUCGACCUUCCAGCAUCAACUUCAGCAACAACGCUUCUCCAACCGCGUCACCUCGCUCUUCUCUGGGUCUCUCCAGCCACGCGGCUCCCGCCUACGUUGCCCCCGAGAACGCUGAAGCCAGGAACAGGACCCGCAACCUCUACAACUCUCUCGUUGCUCUCCUGCAAUCUGCCAGCCCUGCUCAGCCCCAAGCUACUACCGCUCCUGAUCAGCGCCAGACUGCUCGCUGGCGGUCCAUUGCUCCCUCGAUGGCCCUCGAAAUCUUCCGCAACACCAAGGCUCCUGCUAGCAUGCUGAGCACAUUUGAGGACAAAUUGACUGCCAUCGUUUGCGGCAUGCAUUCCUCUCUUUACAAAGAGGUUGAGAAAAAUCUCCACAGCCGUCUGAUGGCUGAGCUUACCAUUCGCGUACGUGAAUACCGUGCGAUUUCUGGUGUUGGCCUCUUCACGGCUGCUACUGCCAGCCGCUCUCAGGCCCGCUCCCACGAUCAGGGCGAAGGUGUAAUGGGGGACAUAGCUGCUCGUGUGGCGCACCUUGGAGUCUUGCACUGGCGUGUCUGGUCGCAAAUGGCCUACGCCGACGAAGACGGCAUGGUGGUGGACUCGCAAACCUAA